GUUGUUGUGCUUUUGUUUCUGCACGCUUAAAAGCAAUGAUGAGGACGUUUACUAUAUCGUCCUCUAUCCCAGAAAUUUGUAAGACUGAAAAUUGUUUUUUGGGCAUAGAUGAAGCAGGAAGAGGUCCGGUUUUAGGGCCUAUGGUAUAUGCCGUCCUUUUCGCUCCUAUUAUAAAAAACACUGAGCUAACUUCACUUAAAUUUAACGAUUCAAAGUUAAUAAAGGAAGACAAGAGAGAAAAGUUAUUUAAACUAAUAAAAAUCACAGAGUAUAUAGGAUGGGCAGCAACAGUAAUUUCUCCUUUAGACAUUUCUGCCAAAAUGUUGCAAAAGGACAAAGUUAGCUUAAAUUCUUUGGCUUUUGAUGCUACUGUUGAACUUAUUAAGCACACCUUAAGUAAAGACGUUAGUUUGAAAACCGUAUACGUGGACACUCUCGGCCCACCAGGAACCCAUCAAGAAAAACUCUCAAAGGUAGCUACUUUGUAA
Molecule: messenger RNA, 488 nt
Organism: Zophobas morio
Lineage: Eukaryota; Metazoa; Arthropoda; Insecta; Coleoptera; Tenebrionidae
Product: ribonuclease H2 subunit A-like
Exons: 4
Coding region: 39-488 (149 amino acids)
Biological process (GO): mismatch repair; DNA replication, removal of RNA primer
Cellular component (GO): ribonuclease H2 complex
Molecular function (GO): RNA binding; RNA-DNA hybrid ribonuclease activity
Source: RefSeq, a predicted model, not a curated record